UGUCACUCUUCAGCAUUGUACAAUUAGAGGUCUGAGUAGACUGCAGUGAAAAGCAACGGGGAAAAUUGUACAGUAUAAUAAUCUGUCACUGGAGUAGCGACCGGCAGACCGGCUGCAAUCCUCAUCGUUUGAAUGUCUGGUGACACAGCGCGAGAGGUGGGCUUCGAUUGUCAAGUCGCAAAGGUGCAUUCAACAGCAGAUAUAACGUCGGGGAUGGAACAAGUCACAUUGAGCGACCGGUUCGACUGCGACAACUGCAAGGAGUCCCUGUACGGACGCAAGUACAUCCAGGCGGACGGGGGAGAGGGGGACAACCCCUACUGCAUCCCCUGUUACGACAGCCUGUUCGCCAACACCUGCGACGAGUGCAAGGAGCUAAUCGGCCAUGACGCCAGGGAGCUGUUCUACGAGGACCGGCACUACCACGAGCACUGUUUCCGUUGUUUCCGCUGUGACCGCUCGCUGGCGGACGAGCCCUUCACCAGCCAGGAUGAGGCGCUGCUGUGCAACGACUGCUACUGCAACGAGUUCUCAUCCAAGUGUGUGGCCUGCGACAAGACGGUCAUGCCAGGCACAAGGAAGUUGGAGUAUGGUGGCUCCACAUGGCACGAGGGCUGUUUUAUCUGCCACAGCUGUGAGCAGCCCAUCGGCUCCAAGUCCUUCAUCCCAGACAAGGAUGAACACUACUGCGUGCCCUGCUACGAGGACAAGUUCACCCCGCGCUGCACCCGCUGCAAAAAGGCCCUGGCUAAAGGGGGCGUGACAUAUCGGGAUGAGCCGUGGCACAAGGAGUGCUUUGUGUGUACGGGCUGCAAGGUGCAGCUGGCAGGGCAGCACUUCACCUCGCGUGAAGACAGCCCCUACUGCCUCAAGUGCUUCGGCAGCCUAUACUCCAAGAAGUGUGAGGCCUGCAGCAAGCCUAUCACAGGUUUUGGUGGAGGGAAGUACAUCUCGUUUGAGGAGCGCCAGUGGCACCAGCCCUGCUUCACCUGCACAGAGUGCUCUGUCUCUCUGGUGGGGGCGGGCUUCUUCCCCAAUGGAGACCAGAUCCUGUGUCGCGACUGCAACACCAAUAGCAAUCUAUAAACCCCCCUAACACACACAAACACCGCUUCGCCCCUCUCCUCACACACUCCUGCCUAGGUCAACCCCAGGGCCCCCCCACCACUGCCAAGGCUGUUAACACAGACCCACAGACUGCCUCUCAGGUCAUGCCCACACACACACACACACACACCUUGCUCACUAGACCACAGCUCGAUCCCUCAUCCUCCCCCAGUGCUUUCUGCUGCUUGCUGUCAAAUACCAGAGCUAAGCAUCAGGCUACUGAAGCACAAACACAGACAGAAAUCAGCCAGACUAAGGUUGGUCUAACUUGGCAGAAGCACGUUCUCAUUGUUUGCAUUACCAAAUAGACCUACUUUUCCUUCACCUGUAUUGAUGGGUGACUUUUAGGUCAGAUUAUGCUUGGUUUAACAGAGGGAAAAGUAUUAUCUUUGGACAGAAUUGGACCGUUAUGAACGAUAGCUGAACGAUUAACUGAUUAGUGGUGUCAUUUGAUGGAUUGCCAAUGAUCUACCAACCAAAAUAAUGAUUUACCAAAGAAGUAAUAUCUGCCAUCAAAUAAUUAACUGGUAUGGGUGAAAACCAUGGGUUUGAAUUCACUGAAUAAUUGAAUUCCAGUAUCACUACUCCUAUGUGCUGUAUUUGAGGCUAUAGCAUUUUAAUAUGUGAGGAUAACAUUGACCAACAUGCAAUUUGUCCAUCGAACAUUGUUCGAAAUCAUACUAUUUUGAUGUAGUUGCUAUUGAGAGGGAGAUCCACUCCAAGGCUUUCUUUCUCCACACAAAAUCUUGACUAUGUGGAAAAACUGUUAUGUGCCUUUAAAAAAUGCCAUACAUUAUAUAGUAUGUAUUAUCAAACGAAAGAAAUAUGCUAACAGCUAUGCAAACUACUUGCUAGAUUUUGUAUGAACGCAUCACCACUAAUCUAUGAAAGCGACACUUUGUAAAGCAGCCACAGGACACUGAUAUUUACUACAUUGUAUAUAUGUUAUGCAAGUAAAGUAUGCUUGAUUGAGUGUU
Messenger RNA from Coregonus clupeaformis (lake whitefish), 2084 nucleotides. Its product is annotated as four and a half LIM domains protein 3. Lineage: Eukaryota; Metazoa; Chordata; Actinopteri; Salmoniformes; Salmonidae. Gene Ontology annotation, biological process: actin cytoskeleton organization. Gene Ontology annotation, molecular function: actin binding; transcription coregulator activity. Bases 133 to 1086 code for a protein of 317 amino acids. Gene Ontology annotation, cellular component: nucleus; Z disc; stress fiber. The transcript is spliced from 6 exons. The record is from RefSeq and is a predicted model, not a curated record.